AUGCCACCUCCUCUCUUCUUCCUCCUCCUCUUCCUUACCCUAAUGGGAGUACGACCUCAGAAGCCACUAGUAGUGAAGGUGGAAGAGGGAAGUGAUGCUGUAUUGUCGUGUCUCCAGAACUCUUCAUUUGCCCCCUCUAAGAAGUUGGCCUGGUAUCGCGGAAACCAGUCAGCACCCUUCUUGGAGUUGGGCAUAGGGUCACCAGGCCUGGGCCUACAAGUGGGGCCCCUAGGCAUCCUGCUACUCAUCUUCAACGUCUCAGACCAGAUGGGUGGCUUCUACUUGUGCCAGCAGAGGACUCCCUUCAGUACCUGGCAGUCUGGUUGGGCAGUGAAUGUGGACAACAGUGGGGAGCUGUUCCGUUGGAAUGUUUCAGACUUAGAGGAGCUAGGCUGUGGUCCAGAGAACACGUCCUCAGAGGGCCAUAGGCCCUCUUCUGGUCACCGCACCAGCUCCUGGCUAUAUGUGUGGGCCAAAGGCCAUCCUAAGGUCUGGGGGACAGAGCCUGUCUGUCUCCCACCAAGAUCCAGUCUGAACCAGAACUUCAGCCCAGACCUCAAUGUGGCUCCUGGCUCCACAUUCUGGCUGUCCUGUGGGGCUCCUCCUGCCCCGAUGGCAAGAGGCACCCUCUCCUGGACCUAUGCGCACCCCAAGAAGACUAAUAUUUCAUUGCUGAGCCUGAACCUUGGGGUAGAGCCCCCAGUCAGGGAGAUGAGGGUCCAGGGGUCUCUUCUGCUGCUACCCCAGGCCACAGCUCAAGAUGCUGGUACCUAUUACUGUCUCCGUGGCAACCUGACCAUUGAGGUGCAUGUGAAGGUCAUUGCACAGUCAGGUAUAUGGCACUGGCUGUUAAAGACCCGUGGAUGGAAGGUCCCAGUUGUGACUAUAGUUUAUCUCAUCUUCUGCGUGGGUUCUCUGGUGGUUUUUCUCCUUCUUCGAAGAGCCCUGAUUCUGAGGAGGAACAGAAAGCGAAUGACAGACCCGACUAGGAGAUUCUUCAAAAUGACACCUCCCCCAGGAAAUGAAGCUCAGAACCAAUACGGGAACAUGCUGUCCCUUCCCACGUCCAUACCCAGCACUGGACGUGCUCAGCAUUGGGCUGCAGGCCUAGGAAGUGCCACGAGGUCAUACAGAAACCCGCACGUUGACGUCCAGGAGCCAGGAGGCACCGGGUCCCAGGGUCCCCCGGAACCAGGGCUGGAAGAAGACGAGCAGGAAGCCUAUGAGGAGCCGGAUAGCGAGGAAGACUCUGAGUUCUAUGAAAAUGACUCCAACCCUGGGCAGGAGCAGCUCUCGCAGGAGGGUAGCGGCUAUGAGAACCCCCAGGAUGCGCCUGCACAUCCCAGGGAGGAGGACUCCUUUUCUAAUGCCGAAUCUUAUGAAAAUGCUGAUGAAGAGCUGGCCCAGCCAGUCACCAGGACGAUGGAUCUCCUGAGCCCCUAUGGGUCUGCCUGGGACCCCAGCCAGGAAGCAGCCUCUCUCGCAGGGUCUCAUUCCUAUGAGGAUAUGAGAGGGAUCUUGUACGCAGCCCCCCAGCUCCGCUCACUUCGUCCCGGUCCUGAUCGUGAAGAAGAUGCAGGGUCUUAUGAAAACAUGGAGAAGUCUGACGAACUGGAACCAGCAUGGGGAGGAGGGGGCUGCAGGGGGGCCUGGAGUACCAGGUGA
Molecule: messenger RNA, 1665 nt
Organism: Jaculus jaculus (lesser Egyptian jerboa)
Lineage: Eukaryota; Metazoa; Chordata; Mammalia; Rodentia; Dipodidae
Gene: Cd19
Product: CD19 molecule
Exons: 14
Coding region: 1-1665 (554 amino acids)
Biological process (GO): B cell proliferation involved in immune response; B cell receptor signaling pathway; regulation of B cell activation
Cellular component (GO): external side of plasma membrane
Source: RefSeq, a predicted model, not a curated record